ACUACUGAUAUGAUGAAUGUUUCUCUUAUUGAUGCUUGGGUUUCCACUGCCAUAAAGCAUAAUGUUGUUGAACUUGUUCUUAGUUCGGGGGGUCCUGGCUUGCCGGAUUUUGAGAUUCCGAGAUGUCUUUUUAUGUGCAACACAUUGGUUAGUUUGGAGUUGGGUGUGCACAAAAAUAUUCGUGCCGUUACUCCUCCCUCACAUUGUUUCCCCUGUCUCAAGUUGCUACAUGUUACAUUUCGGUUUCCUGAUUCUCACACAGUGGAGAAGUUAUUUCCUGCUUUCCCUGUACUUGAAGAUCUUAUUAUAGAUGGAGAACAUGAAGAUGCGUCAGGUUUCAAUCUUGUUAUAUAUGCACCCAAACUGAAAAGACUGCAAAUUAGUUUCAUUGUCUGUAAAUCUGCUAUGAUAGCUGCUGCAAGUGAUUCUGAGGAUUAUGAAUAUUAUGGGUGCCAAAUUUUUGUUAGUGCUGAUGCUCCAAAUCUUGAAGAGUUAGAUAUCUACUAUGAUAUUCUGGUGAGCUAUUCUUUGAAGAAUGCCAAAUGUCUGAGGAAAGCCGAGAUAGGUUUCUUAGAUGUGAAAGAUCUUGAGAACCUUGAUUAUUUUCUUGCCCUCUCUGAUCGCAUAUGCCAGCUCUUUGCAGAUAUUUGUAAUGCUAAGUACCUGACAGUUUCGGCUCCAAUUUUUGCGGCUCUUGACAUUAGAUACCACAGUCUGCUGCUGACAUUUAGUAAUUUGCACCACUUGGAGCUACAACUUCAAACUUGUCUCUGUUUGCAAUCACUGACAACUUUGCUCAAGAUAUCACCAAAUUUGGAACAUCUCAAGAUAUUACCAAAAAGGGAACACCUGUAUGUCAAUGAGUACAACUAUUGUGAUGGCGACGAUGAGGAUGAGCCUGAACAUGGAUGGGAUGCACCAGAGUCUGUGCCUGUUUGUUUGAUUUCACACCUCAAGACUAUUUGCCUAUGGGAAUUCAAGAGGUGUCCAAAUGAGGUGGAAGUGGCAAAGUACUUGGUGAAGCAUGGCAAGGCUUUGAAUAAGGUGACUAAUUAUAAUCACUUCAGUGAAGACGAGGAGAUGGAGAUACGGUCACCUAGUGCCUUAUGGUCGAAAUUUUCAAAGUUUCCCAGGGGUUCCAAGACUUGUAAAAUUCAAUUUCAGACAAUCAUUUGAUACAUAUUCUUGUUUGGGAAUAUAACGUUUAUGCACUCUUGUACAUGUAACUAUGUACGUGUUUUAGUUUCUGUCUUCUUUAUGGUCGAUUUCUAACUUCUAAGUUCCAAAGGGAUAAAAGACAAUCAUUUUACAAUGGAUAUUUCUCUGGGAAUGGAACAUGAGUUUAUUUA
Molecule: messenger RNA, 1349 nt
Organism: Rosa chinensis
Lineage: Eukaryota; Viridiplantae; Streptophyta; Magnoliopsida; Rosales; Rosaceae
Product: putative F-box protein At3g58960
Exons: 3
Coding region: 10-1176 (388 amino acids)
Source: RefSeq, a predicted model, not a curated record